CGCGCGCCGCGCACGUAACGAUCAACCAUAUCACCAAUACGGCAAUACCCAAAGUGCAUCGUGUGUGACAUUACCGCGGCUGGAUCAGGGGCCCAUUAACGACUAUGCCCAAGCCGCAAACGCACAGCUGCCAUUACAAGUUACAAGCCAUCGAGUCAAAGGAAUAUUGUCACAGAAAGAGCAAGAGCGCGCGCGCAACCGGUGCUGCUCCUUGUAAAAUAUAUAACCUACCUAUAGGUGUAUAUAUACUUGUAGCCAAACCUCGACGGAGAGGCGGCGACGAGUGAUGCGAAUGCAUUGACUGGCGAGUGCGAGAGAGUCAGUCGGUAUAGCUGCUUAUAGUCGGUAGUGUAGCGCGACGAGAAGGAACGAACUGGCGAGUGCUGCAGCGUGCACGAAAAGAGAGAUCCAUUGAGUUCGUGCCGCAUCUCACCUGCCGCCUGCCUCCGUUCGCACAAUUUAUACGACGAGAGAUUCGAGAAAGUAUAAAGAAUUAACGAUCGGAAUCGCGUCUUCGUCGACUGCUCAUAACCAGAGACGGAAUCUCGUCAAUCGCUAAUCGCGCAGUGAAAGAGGAGAAGAGAAGAACAAGGUGCGGGCUCCCGCGAUGUCGCCUGCUGAUCGGCCGCUGGUCCGUGAUACUAUAGUACCAUCGCUGCUGGUGCCUCUGCAUCCUUCUCCUCGGAUCGUCUGAGUUACAGAUUCAAGUACCUCAAUGCGAUUCUCUCCCUCGCACUCCAGCAUCGAUAGUUCUUGUUGUGUGUACAGUGUUCACACGCGAAGCAGCACCCAGCGGCCAGCAGUAAGCGGUGGCAGCCAGCCGAGUGAUAGAGGGACAGUUGAUAGUGCAGAUAUCCAGAGCAGGAGGUGAUGAUUUAAAUGGACUCCUGCAUUUCAACAUUUUCUCAGCAGCAACAAUUUCCUAUUGACCUAAACACAAGUGAGAAGUGGACUAUUAAUCGCGUGUGCAUUAAAUACUAUGGCACAAUACUAUAAUUUGGUGACCAAUUCAAAUGGUACGUAUAGUAUUGAGGAUGUGCAAAUAUGCUCUAUUGAUGGACAGAGAGUUCAGUUUGUAGUUGAGGAUAUUCAUAAUGGUGCAAAUGUGCAAAUAUCCCAACCAAUAGUAGCUUACGCUACUUCACCCGAGAGCACUGAGCAAACAAUUUUUUCACAACCAACAAUUAAUGUAGGAGCGCAAGAUGCUAAUGCUCAGUCGGAACAACGGCAAAGUGUGUACAUAAUUAAAUCAAAUGACCCACCAAUACAGCAAACCAUAUACAAUAAAAUAGACUCUGAAAACUCAAGGUUUCAAGGUGACAAUAGUCUUAAAGUGAAUCAAGGAAAUUGGUUAAGCACAAGGGAAAAUAAUGAACAGUUUGAACUGGUGAUUAAAAAAGAGCCUUUGCCUGUAAAAAGUUUUGUCCCAAAUACUGUAAGGACCCAACAGCAAAUUACUACUGCUCAGGUAUCAGCGCCCAACGUUGUAUUACAAGCUGGACCCGACAAAAAAACAACACGUUUGGUUCCUCUUACAAAACGAAAUUCGUUAGGAGGUCAACCUGUUGGAAUUUUGAGAACCACCUUACAAGGUGUAAACCCUCACACUGUCAAAGUUGGAAAGAUGAAACGUAAUUCAACUGCUGCAAGCAAUUCGACUAUAUCUUUACCCGUACGUUCGAGGGCAUCAACAGGUGGAAUAAACGCGAAUUUGUUGACAACACCUCCACGAGCACCUCAGGCACGACCACCCAUUCACGCGACUGCGUCUCAGAGAAAUUCAGCACCACUGUCGAAAAAUGCACUAUCUCCAAAUAUCCCGGAAAUGGGCCAUUUGAGCGAACGAAUAAAACAAGCCAAUUUGAAACAGAGACAACAAAACAACGAGCAGCGUCAAUUGCAAAAACAACAGCAACCCGUAGUUGCUGUUAAUUCUGCUCAACGAUCUGUUCAGUCAGCGCAAGGACCUGUUCAAAGACAGAGAGCCAUGGGGCAAUUAUUGCAACGACAGCAAAACCCGCAUCAGCAGCAGCAGCAGCAGCAGCAGCAACAGUUGCAGCUGCAGAUGCUUCAACAACAGCAACAACCACAAGUGGCACAACAGAAUCGGCAAAUUCAAGCAGCUGUAGUUGAUGAAAGUGCAGAGCAGCUAAUGGAAGUUGAUUCAAGUGAUAAUAUGGUGCAAUUGGAGAGACUGAAUUGUACUGCAAAAUCAGAUCCAGAAGAGAACUCUAGUGAGAGUGUUGCUUAUUUACAGCAAGAAAUAAGCGACCCUCACACAACAAUAGUGCAACAUCAAAUUACUGGGAAUGAAGCAAAAAUGCUUGUUAUUUUAGCGGAUGGGCAGCAAAGGUUGAUUACUUUUGAAGUCCCUAAAGAAGACUGUACCGUCCAAGAUCUUCUUGAACAAGUAACGGCAAAUAUAUAUUCCACUCAAGAUCCUCAUGUGUCUUUGGUAUCGGAUCCAACUCUUGGUAUAAACUACAUAGUGGAUGUUACACCUAGAACAGCAAGCCUUGAAGAAGAACAGCAUGUUACUACUACGACUGUGGAAACAACAACAGUUGUUACCAAUGUUGUGGAGACAAAAUCACCGGGUAAAAGUAAUAAUAGCAGUCCAUCAACUUUGACGCACCCACCACCAAGUAAAACGGCACCAAAAUAUGUUGAGGGGAUGCUAGCUGUAUGUCCAUAUUGUGGAAUGAGUGCGAUUGAUUUCAAUACCUGCCAAAGGUGUAAAAGAAGAUUGCCAGAUGACGUUAAAGCUAUACCGAUUUGUUCUGGUGCACCGGUUAAAAAGGACAGCACUCUGCCACCGGAAACGUUUUAUAAAAAAGGUGAAUCUGGAGUGCAAAAACCUGAACGGGAUGCGGUUUCAAAAAGGGGCCGAGGUAGAGGUCGAGGAGUAUCGCGACCAAAACAAGUAAAGGAACCAGAAUGCUUAACCAUAUCUUCCGACGAAGAAGAUGAUAACAGAAAAAAGCGAUUAGGAGUCAAUAAAGAUGGAUCAAGUCCACUAAGCUCAACACAUUGUGAGGAAUCCUACAGGAUUAUUGAUAAAGAACCAAUAAUUACAAAUGAUACAUGCAUUAAUAGUCAAAACCCAACGAGUAGUAUAAAAGAAGAAAAUCUACCAGACCCUAUAACGAGUAAUUUAACUACGCAUUUGCCGUGCCGAACUGUAAGAAUAGGAUCUUAUAAAUAUGCUCCGACUGAUCCCGUUCUCAUAUCGUCUGCAGGCUUGAAACUAGAAGUACCGCUUUUAGAAGAUGAUAAUUCUUUUAUUACUGUUGAUAUUGGGCCUAACGAUUUGAUUAAAGCUUUGUUACAUUUUUCUAAAUCAAUGCCCGUUCUAUUUUUCUACAUAACUCCACAAUCUGCAUUAAGAAUAAGAGAGUUAUUAGGAAUGCAAGACCCAAUAGGCCCAUAUUUUGAUCCUGCUGGCAAGGACCAGACGCACAGGAGAAUAACACUCUUACCUGAUAAAAUCUUGGACGAACCUAAAGCUACACUCAAAGAAAUAUACAAACACAAACAUGAAGAAUUAAAUGCAAAAGAAGCUAACGAUAUUCUUGUACAAGCAUCACCGAAAACAAAGAGUACACAACAAUUCAUCACUGUACAAAAUUCUGCGAAAAAGCAAACUUGUACAACAUCUUCUAUCAGCGCGAGUUCCAAUGGAGUUAUACAAACUAUAACGGUAUAUCCACCUCCGCCUGCCAAAGGUGGAAUUGCUAUUAACACUGAAGAUUUUAUUUGUUUGGGCGAAGAUCAAUUUUUAAAUGAUGUUAUUAUAGACUUUUAUCUAAAAUAUUUAACGCUAGAAAUACUUUCGACAACUGACCAUAAUAGGACUCAUGUAUUUAGUUCGUAUUUUUAUAAACGACUGACAAGUCCGCAUACACAAGCGGCAGAAAAUACCGAAAAUCUAUCAGCAGCUGCUAAACGUCACGCAAGAGUUCAAAAGUGGACUAAAAAUGUUAAUAUUUUUGAAAAAGAUUUUAUUGUUAUUCCUAUUAAUGAACAUGCACAUUGGUUCUUAGCUAUUAUAUGUUAUCCUGGUUUAGUUGGCACUGUUGCAUUGAAAACUGAACAAAAAUCUACCAAUGAAAAAGUGGCUGAAAAAAAGAAAAAAGAUGUGAAAGCUAAAAAUGUCAGAAUGAUCGGCGAAACAACUAUCACACCAGUAAAUACUAUACUAUUAGAUACGAAUGACGACGGAUCAGAAAGAGAUGAGGCUGAAGGAGAUGAUGAAGAAAUGGAAACUGAUAGCGAUGAAGAGGAUGAAGCUGAGUCCAAAGCAGAUGUCGACCAAGCAGAGAAGACAAACUGCCAGACACCACCAGUCAAAGAAGUCAAUAAAGUUCCUUGCAUAUUGAUAUUUGAUUCGCUGGCUGGAGCUAGCAGAUGUCGAGUUGUAGCAACGCUAAGAGAUUAUUUAAGUUGUGAAUAUCUAGCAAAGAUGGGUUCAGAAAAGCUUUUUUCAAAGGACACUAUUAAAGGAGCCUGCCCCAGAGUUCCCCAGCAGUCGAAUUUUACUGAUUGCGGCUUGUACGUUUUGCAAUAUGUCGAAAGUUUCUUUAAGACUCCUAUCACGGACUACACAUUACCAAUUAAAACCCUCAAAACAUGGUUCGAAGAAAUAAUUGUUACACGAAAAAGAGAAGAAAUAGCAAAACUAUUGACAAACCUGGUAAACAAUACCAAAGGAGAUAAGACAAUUAAUCUUCCGAAAUUGGUUUUUCCCACGCAAGAUGGACAGUUAAAACAGAAACCCGAACCUGAGGUAGAACCGAAAACAGCGAAAGCAGAAGCUGAAAAUAAGAAAAAAACUUUAGAAGCAGCAGAACAAAAAUCAACCGUUGCUUGCUCUACGACGCAAAGUCCCGAGAUCAAUAGUGAUCCGAGCAAAAGUGGAGUCUCUCAAACCACUAUUCCUCAACCGUCAAACCAGACCUUAUGCACAACGGACGGCAACUUACUUGAGCAGAAAGAAGCAGCGGCGGUGACGACAACGACGACAACCACAAAAUCAUCUACCGAUACUAUGGCAUUCUUAAAGAACAAAAGAAUACCAAGGUUACAGAAAUCCUCCGACAAUCCCGAGGAUAAGCAGGUUGCCAAAAAACAUAAAGGAGAAUCCUUUGAUUCCUGUAAAUAAGUGUUAUCUUUUUUUUUAUAAUGAUGAAUGAAAAAUACUAAUUAAGGUUAGUCACUAUUCGUAAAAAAAAAAUUCUUUACGUAUGAAGUACAUUAUGUAGUUCUUAUAUUGUAAGGUUAAUAAAAUAGGAUGGAAGAUGUCUGCAAAAAAA
Molecule: messenger RNA, 5312 nt
Organism: Nasonia vitripennis (jewel wasp)
Lineage: Eukaryota; Metazoa; Arthropoda; Insecta; Hymenoptera; Pteromalidae
Product: sentrin-specific protease 6
Exons: 19
Coding region: 980-5161 (1393 amino acids)
Biological process (GO): protein desumoylation
Cellular component (GO): nucleus; cytoplasm
Molecular function (GO): SUMO-specific endopeptidase activity
Source: RefSeq, a predicted model, not a curated record